AUGGAGCUGAUGGACAAGUGGAUUCAUCCCCAUAUCCAGAGAGCACUACGCCUCUGUUUGGAUGACCUCCCUGACGACAAGGAUAGCCGGCAGAACCCCAAGCUGUCGGAACCCCGAGAUGACGGCAAGUAUUUCCGGGUUGGAGUGUUCGGUAGCCAAGUGGUCCAGGUGGUCAAGUGGCAGGACUCGAGCUCUCCAAUAGAGGCACUUCUCUCGGACUCCUGCACUACCAUACGAGGCCACCUAUCGAAUGACGCCGUGGCAAAAUAUAGGCUUGAGAGGAAAACUGAUGUCCGAGCAAAUACCAGAGGGGCUCUUAUGAAAAUCACUGAUUUUGAAAUCGUCAUCAACAAGAAGAAGACUCCUGCUCCUAGUCUCGCCCUCUAUAUCCGGAGCUUUGAUAUUCUCGGCUGUGAGGGAACAGGGACCUUCGGCAAUCCGCGCGACAUAUCCAGUUUCCUAGCCAUAUCAGCUUUAGCUGGACAAUGUCAAUCAAUUAGGGCUGAAAGUUAUCUUGAAUGCACAGAUAUGCGGAGAAUGCAACCUCAAGCACCGGUGAGCGCUUCAGACAAUGAAUCGUCACAUUCAUCAGAACUAUCCUUAGCUUCCCAAGCGGACUUUGCGACGCAACUUAACAACAUCACUACAUCUAAGGAGCCGACACGGUGCAAGCCGUUACCGAUGAAUUCGCCGACAAGCUUGAAGUCCCGAGACCUUCUGAAUCUUCUUGUCUCGAACGGACGGGGCCGUGAGACUACGAGAGAUCGCGAUACCCCUAUAUCCGUCGAAUCACUAUCAACCGCUAAAACUAACCUGGACAAAGGGUCAAUGCCACGUCCUAUCAUACCCAACUCAGAUACAUCCAUAAGGUCGGCCACAGUCCCCCCAAAUAUCCCGCGGUGUCCACAGAUUGUUCCAUCCCAGCAAAAUGUGAUGUGUGAUAAAAUACAUCCUCCUAAGGCAGAACCCGAUAAAUCAUCCUCCUCGGACAUCUCUAGCAAACUCCGUCAUAAGAAAGAUAGCAAGAACCCAUCGCCAACGCCAGCAAUUGAUUCGUACCACAGCAGUGAUAGGGGGCCAAUUAAGCCGAAAGAUAGGCGUUCAUCAGCGUCUAAUGCAGGAGGAUGCCAGAGAGAAACAGCUAUUGAUGAUGCUAAACCAUGGAAAAAUGAGAAGCGAAUCAGGCGACAGGACGUGUCUAUUCCACAGGCUCAGCAAGAGAUUUUAGACAGUCCUAACUCCUGGGUUGGGCCGGAAACUCGCUCGUCUUUACUUUCCGGGCAAGUUUCCACAGAGCUGAGUGAUGGGCGCUCCGAAGGCUCGAAUGAGACUGAAUGCAAGAGACACACUGGUUUUGAUGAUCCUAGUCCGUGGAAAAAUACGAAGCGGAUCGGGCGACAAGAUAUGACUAUUCCACAGGACCAACAACAUAAGUUAGACAGUCCUAAUGCCUGGGCUGGACCAGUCACUGACCCGUCUUCACCAGUUGGGCAACUUACCAAAGAGGCCGAUGAUAAGCAGGCGCAUAUGGCUAGGCGCCAAAGAAAAACAAACACCGAUGAUGCUGACCCAUGGAAGGGUUGGAAACGGAUAAGACGACGGGACGUGUUUAUUCCACAAGAUCAGGAAGAGAUUUUGGACAGCCCCAACUCGUGGAUUCCACCUCCAGCCGGCCAGUCCUUACCUUCUGGACGAGUUCCUAUAGAACUAUUGCGGCAAUGGAACGAAGCCCAAACGAAGUCAGAUGAACCGAAAAAUACCCCGGCGUCAGAGAAUAGAGGGUCGGAGGGACCAGAGGAACUGGAUGAACAGUUGACUCAGCCAGAAUUAGUACCCUCGCCUGCGCCAGCUACACUCUCUACUCAGGAGCUUGGUGAGGACGAGUGGCCGCUAACGUCACCUCCGCGUCUUCCUCCUGAUAGUAGUCCACCAAGGGUGCUCCAAAGGCCGAACAAUCCGCCGAUUACCAGGAAAACACAGGAAAACAAUGAAGAAGAUGACAUUGUCGAUGAAGUGCCAGCUUUGCCAGACAGGCAAUACUUCACAAACAUUCGAUCGUCUUCAUUUUUGGUGGGUGUAGAGCCUAGAUCCGGGGAGUACAGUGAUCAUUCAGAUAUCGAAUAUUCUAUCCCAAGAGGCCUUGAAACUUCGACGCAAGAACAUCAAAAGCGAAGUUUCGAACUCGCGCAGGAAGAGUCAAUAUCAAGCUCCGGACCUCAACUGUCACCCUGUCAAGUGGGCUCAUUCACGCAAGUAAAACAGUCGCCGGAAAUCGCACACCCUCAUCGGCAGGCUCCUGCAAAGACAAAAAUAUCAACCAGUCGCGAACGACAGGGCAGCUUGCCUCCCGAUAACGUGAGUAGCACAUCGAAACUUGCCUCUGAGACGGUUAUUCCGGCCACCUUCCCUAGCACCGAUAUUAGGCGAGAGGGACAGCUCGCAGAUGCGUUGGAUAACUCGGGGAGAGAACCUUCACCACCCGUUUCUGCUGACGAUGGUGACGAGAAUGAUGAACGUAUGGCGGGGAGGCAGUUAGCUUCUGAGUUGGACGGGUUUAUGUUGGAUAUCAGCACGCAAAUGGAAACCACUGGUUUUGAUGGCGCUUUUUCUUCGUUGGGCACCCAGAAAAGCACCGGGAAUUUACCAGACACUCCAUGCCCUAAUAUGGGUUCUACUGCUGUGGAAAAUGAUAAUAAAAAGCGGAAACUGGACAGUGACAAUUCGCUCCCGCUUCGCAGUCCGAAACGAAGAAUCAUGGUCUCGCGGACCGCUCAUACCCAAGAAGGACCCAGCACAAGUAGGAAAACAGCCGAGGAUAUCCCUGAUAUUAGCCUCCGCAGGAACUAUUUCAGAAAGCCUUCGCCGUCCUCCGCCGUUGAAAAAAUAUACCUCAAUUUCAAGCGGGCAUACUCAGCUUACGACGGUGAUAUUCACACAUUUACCAAUUCUUGCUUUAAACUUCAAUCGCUGCGCUCAAAAGGAUCGCUAGAGAAGUCGGUGCUAUGGGAUGAUUUCGUCUGUCGCGAAGCUACCCAGUAUCGAGAUUAUGUCCAACAGUGUGACAAGAGAAAUGAAACACCUAAGCCUUAUGAAGAAUAUUUCCUAGAACGUGUUACUGUACCUUCGUUUAAAAAGCGGAACCUAACUGGGAAAAGUAUUGAUCUUGUGCUUGCUUGGCACGAAGGGUCGCAAAAGGAAUGCGAAGUGGUGGAUGUGGAAGAUGCAGUAGAUAACAGAGCCGGGUGCACAGUAGAACAACGGGUGGGAAGUUUUGAACGUGGACUUCAAGAAAGAAACCAAAUGAGCAGUGCCAGUGAUUCCGAACGCCCCGGGAAGAGGAAGAAGAAGAAGGAGGAAAAAACACCCCAUCGGAAAAGACACGACUCCGUGUCAAUCCCAGAUAGCGAAGAAUGGCGUGGCUAUGAGACUCACGAGACUGCAAGUGUUCAAUUAGGGGAUACAGACGACUUCAAAGUCCUUUCCGGCGGCCAGAAACAAAGUUCCUUGGAGUUCAAUGAGGUUGAAAUGGAAGAAGAGUCCAUAAAGUCAUUAGCAGAUGAAACCACGGCUUCUCCCGACGAUAUUGACGAGAGCAAUCCUCGAAAGCGGCCCGGAUCUCCCAAUGAUAAGGUCCUGCCCGUUUUAGAGAUGGAAGAGGGCGCCAGCCUAGGAGAGAUCCCAGGCCGACGGAGUCGCCGAGAACUCAAAGGAAAACAGCCGCAACGCCUCGCCACCCCUUCAAAAGCACUCCUAGGCGAAACGCAAUCCGCAGACGAGAGCUCCAUGGACGAAGCAUUCUACACCACAGACUCUUUCUACCCACCUUACCGUCCACCCAAGCCCCGUCUACAUAAUUCUCAAACGGAUAACACCACCGCUGCCGAAGAACAACCCGCGUCCCCAACAUCGAACUGGUGGAGAGAUCCAAAUACACCGUUCAAAUUCUUUGCUCACGCGUAUUCAAAUCUGCAUACGGAACUAGGGAGGUUCCGGCGCGCUGGAGAGACCGAGGCGGUCCCGGUGGACGAGAACGGUGUCAUUCUUCCUCACAGGGUGUUUGAUUCUGGGGAUGGGCCCGUGGAAGGGCGGAUGACGAGCAUGGGUUGGGAAGUGUGA
Messenger RNA from Coccidioides immitis RS, 4116 nucleotides. RefSeq lists its product as uncharacterized. Bases 1 to 4116 code for a protein of 1371 amino acids. Gene Ontology annotation, biological process: telomere maintenance via telomerase. The record is from RefSeq and is a predicted model, not a curated record. Gene Ontology annotation, molecular function: telomeric repeat DNA binding. Gene Ontology annotation, cellular component: telomerase holoenzyme complex; chromosome, telomeric region. The transcript is spliced from 2 exons. NCBI's taxonomy places the organism in Eukaryota, Fungi, Ascomycota, Eurotiomycetes, Onygenales, Onygenaceae.